This is a messenger RNA of Phacochoerus africanus (Common warthog), 1848 nucleotides long. It is a transcript of the gene DUXB, whose product is annotated as double homeobox B. NCBI's taxonomy places the organism in Eukaryota, Metazoa, Chordata, Mammalia, Artiodactyla, Suidae. Bases 1 to 966 code for a protein of 321 amino acids. Gene Ontology annotation, molecular function: DNA binding. The transcript has 5 exons. The record is from RefSeq and is a predicted model, not a curated record.
AUGGGUAUACUACAAAAAGAAACCUGGGAAGGCAGGAUUGUUUACAAUCAGAGUCAAAAGAAUAUCCUUCAAGCUCGGUUUGGACAUGACCCUUACCCUGAAAAAGCAACCAGGAAACAAUGGGCCAAGGAAAUGGGUGUUCCAGAAUCUAAAAUUCAGAUGUGGUUUAAAAACCACAGAGCAGAACAGAGAAAACUGGGGUUCGACUCCUCCUCAGAAGAAGACAAAACCCAUGGGCAGGAGCAGCCUCAGCCUUGUACUCAAGAAUACUUAACAAAAGGAGCCAGACAAGACCAGACAUCCAAACCAAGAUCUCAAUCAAAUGUUCCAGUUCAAGCCUUUGAGAGAAACCAAUUCCUAGAUAUUGCAACUAGGGAAACACCAGUCAAACAAACAGGCAUUCCAGAAUCAAGAAUUCAAAUGUGGUUUCAAGACCAAAGAUCUCUGUACCCUGGGCAGAGCAGAAGCGAGCAUGUGAAUUCCUCUGUAGACGGCCCACAUGGGAGGCCUGGUCUGACAGUUCAGCAGCAUGAAAUUGACUUGUCCACGCUCCCAGGCAGAUCUUUCAUCAGGAGCCAGUCACUUCCACCUAUUCUUCUCCCUUGUGUUAUCCAAGGGCAAACUGUCACGAUGCAGCCCAUGAAGUCUGUGCAGGGAGGAGAGAACUGCCCCUUUGCUCUAACUCUUGGGAAUUAUGUGCCAGUACUGCUGACCGUGGGAGGAGACCCAGAUACUCAGCACCCUUUCUGGCCUCCACGCCAAGAUCACCAGGAUCAGCAAGAAGAGACGGCCAUGGGACGACCGCAGUUGGAAGAUUACUCUCAGCCUCAACCUGAGCACAAAAAACCACCACUGCAGGAUCUGGGUGAGGUGGAUAUAGCUUACAUUUUGCAGUGCUGGGAUGAGUCCUGCCAGGCUCUGCUUGCAGACUGGGAUCCUCGAAAAGGGCUCACUGAGACAGAUUAGUGGGUGCAGCACACACAGGCAGCUGGGAAACCAGCUCAUGCCCUUGGUCAGCCAUCCAGCAAUAUACAGAAGCUUCAAGAAACCUUUGGGUCAACUCCUGACACCUAGAGAUUGCCAGUAAAAGGUACAAACAUUUCUGAAUCCUCAUCCAUAGGAAGAGGACCCUCCAGGAUUCCAGUGGUGCUCAGGGAGUAAGACUCUCAGCCCCUUCUAAACACGCGGCAAACCUCACCAGGGCUUGGGCUUCAGGAAGAAGAUGGCAUUCCUGGAACCUGAUCCCAGCCUCCUUUCUUCUGACGCAGAUCAGAGCAAUUUGAAGAAUGAUGAUUAAGGAGGCCAUCCUGUCAGGGGCAAAACUUAAAGCAAGGGGAAGGAAAAACCACUUGGAAGCCCAAAUGGAGGUUGUUUACUCUGUCUUGUGGGCAGUCAUCUUCUGUACUCACUUCACUAAGUACAGCGUUGUUUCCAAGCUCCACACCUGCCUCUGGAAGCACCAUGGGCACGAGGCAGUGGACACGUCUGCUGAGUUGUUGUGGAAAAAAGGUAUUUUACUGACAAAUAUUACCUCUUCUCUAUAAUCACCAUAUCUGCCAUAGCCUGGAAAAUCUACAAACCAACCUAACUCAGGCAAAAAUAGGUCUCUGAGGGACAUAUCAGAACUUCUUUCCCUCGUGGCAACAUGAGAAGGCAAACUUGAAAUUAGUUUGCUGUGUGGAAAAUGAAAGGCUAUUUUAUUUCCUUCAUAUAAGUGACCUUCUUCUCUAAGUUCUGAGGGUCUAAAUUGGGAACUAGACGCUACCUCAUUAAUAGAGGUAUUAAUGAGUAUCAGUAUCCAUCAUUAAUAGAAUGAGUAAAUGGAUUAGGACAAAUCCAUAAUACUGA